AUGAAUGCCCGCUUCCUCUCAGCCGAGCAGAAGUUCCACGCCGUGCAACGCCUUGCCGAGAACCGAACAGGGAUCAGGAACGCGAAGUGGAAGUGGGAUCAGGUGUGGGAGGCUCUCCUCGAUGUGAAGAUUUGGAUCAUUGUUGUGUUCAACGUCGUAAUCAACAUCCCCAACGGCGGUCUUGUGACGUUCGGCUCCAUCAUCAUCAAUGAUCUAGACUUCUCGUCUUUAGAUGCAAGCCUGCUCACCAUGCCAUUCGGUGUGCUGGCGACGUCUGGUGCGUGGUUCUUCAGCUACAUAGCGGCGAGGUGGCACAACAGACGAACAUUAGUCGCCUGCAUCGCCCUGCUGUUACCAAUAUUGGGCACGUCUUUGGUGUACGGCUUGCCGAAAAGCAACAUUGCCGGCCAGAUGGUCGGCUUGUACUUCAUGUACUUCUAUUGGCCCCCAUAUGUGAUUGGUAUCUGGCUGCCUCAAGCGAACACUGCAGUCAAGAUCCAUCUCGGCGAGGAGGUGAAGUCGCUGCUAUACACCGGAAACACUUGCAAGGGUGCCACAACGGUGUCAGGAAAGCAGUACCAGGCUCCGCUCACCAUCCUGACGCUCGGUGCCUUAUUGGCCGCCGUGCUCCCGCAGCUGACGCCCGCCGAAGCGGAUAAGCUGCGCGCCGGCGCGGGCUACACGCAUUAUACCCAGGUGGCCGGUUCCGAUGCGAAACUGUCCGUGCCACCGGAGAACAACGCGUUCAUCCCGGCCCAGGACGAGGCUGCUAUCCGCCGGCUGCUGCGGGAGACAUUGCCGGCGCUGGCGGAUCGGCCCUUGAUCAAUAGGACGAUGUGCUGGGUCGCGGAUACCGGGGAUACGGAAUACGUCAUCGACUUCGUACCCAACAAAAAGGGGGUAAUGGUCGUAUCGGGCGACUCGGGACAUGCGUUCAAGAUACUACCCGUGGUGGGAGGAUAG
Messenger RNA from Anthostomella pinea, 963 nucleotides. Lineage: Eukaryota; Fungi; Ascomycota; Sordariomycetes; Xylariales; Xylariaceae. The record is from the annotation of a GenBank genome assembly.